CUUCUAUGUGCUUCAACUUGACAGACAGCCGGUUUUUCUCGUAUCCAUCAAAAUUCGAAGUGUCAUUUUUACAAAAUCCUAUUGAACAUUAUGAUUGGGACAGUGUUCGAUAACGUAAUGGUCGAUUAAACUUCGACAACAUCGGUUAAUGGAGAAUCACUGAUCGUCGAAACAUGUAAGUCGACCAUUCUCAGAUGUGCAUCUGGUUAAAGUAAGAGUUCCGUUUUGCGUAAUUCUAGUCAUGACCAAUACUAAUAACAACAACAUGACGUUCAAAAAACUGUGUCAGCUGUUCUGCUGCCCUCCCUGGCCCGGCAGCAUCACCGCCAAACUGGCCUUCAUGCCGCCCCCGCCCUCGUACGACUUCCGAAGGAUCGAGUCCACCGAAGACAGAUACGCGAUGGUCCUGAAGGACGGCGCGCACUGGAUCCACUCCCAGUCGGACCUCCAGAAGCUGGAGGGUUUCUUCGUGAGGACCAGGAGGGGCAACAAGAUCGCCUGCCUGUACGUCAAGUGCACCAGCAAGCCGAGGUUCAUAGUGCUGUUCUCGCACGGUAACGCCGUCGAUCUGGGCCUGUGCAGCGGCUACUACAUAUGGCUGGGCACCAACCUGAAAUGCGACAUACUGAGCUACGACUAUUCCGGUUACGGCAUCAGCGGCGGCAGCCCGUACGAGAGCAAUCUGUAUCUGGACAUUGCCGCGGUCUGGCGGACCCUGAAAUUGAGGUACAACGCCAGCCCGGAGAACAUCAUCCUCUACGGAUACAGCAUCGGCACCGUGCCCACCAUACGUCUGGCCGCGAAGGAACGCGUCGCCGGCGUCGUCAUCCACUCCGGCCUCAUGUCCGGACUCCGGGUGGCCUUCCCCCACAUGACCACCACGCUGUGCUGCGAUCCGUUCCCGAGCGUGGAGAGGGUGCGUAAGAUACGCUCGCCCACCCUCGUGAUUCACGGCACCGACGACGAGAUCAUCGACUUCUCGCACGGCCUAGGACUGCACGACCGGUGUCCGGCCGCCGUCGAGCCGCUCUGGGUGGACGGGGGCGGUCACAACGACCUCGAGUUCAGGACGGUGUUCCUGGAGCGGCUGAAGAGGUUCCUGAGCGACGAGGUGGACAGGAGCGCGGCCGCGCCCUCCGGAGACGACUUUAGGUUGAUAUUCUGUUGUAAAGUUUGAUUAAAGACGUUUAUUUAUGGUC
This is a messenger RNA of Coccinella septempunctata (seven-spotted ladybird), 1199 nucleotides long. RefSeq names its product alpha/beta hydrolase domain-containing protein 17B-like. Gene Ontology annotation, molecular function: palmitoyl-(protein) hydrolase activity. The coding region runs from base 242 to 1177 and encodes 311 amino acids. The transcript has 3 exons. Gene Ontology annotation, biological process: protein depalmitoylation. The record is from RefSeq and is a predicted model, not a curated record. NCBI's taxonomy places the organism in Eukaryota, Metazoa, Arthropoda, Insecta, Coleoptera, Coccinellidae. Gene Ontology annotation, cellular component: endosome membrane; plasma membrane.